This is a messenger RNA of Kwoniella mangroviensis CBS 8507, 447 nucleotides long. RefSeq lists its product as uncharacterized. The transcript has 3 exons. NCBI's taxonomy places the organism in Eukaryota, Fungi, Basidiomycota, Tremellomycetes, Tremellales, Cryptococcaceae. The record is from RefSeq and is a predicted model, not a curated record. The coding region runs from base 1 to 447 and encodes 148 amino acids.
AUGUCUUCAAGAGAGACACCAUCAGCCACACUUCUGCCAGAUCCAAUCUUCGCCAGGCAGGAAUACGUUGCCGAGGCGGCUGAUCUCUCGCUGGCCAUUUCCAUCGUGAAAGUCAGAUUGAGAACGCCAGAAUGGACCACUUUCGUCAUCGACUCUGUCAAUUCCAACGCGACCGAUAAUGCUGACUACAUCGUCGAGGAUAUCUCCAAGACAGCUAGCGGCAGAGUGACGGGGAUUCGUCAUCCCAGAACGGAACCUGUAUGCGAAGAUUUGACUGGGUCGAAGAGUGUCACCAAAGACGUACAAUUCUCAAACGCUGCCGGAACGCUAGUCGAAUCAAAUGCAGCUGACCUGAUCCGGUCUUCACUCCGGGGUCCGAUCGACUGCCGGAACACAGAGUUGACUGAUGAGAACAUCAUUCCUAGGGAUUAUUACUAUCCCAAAUGA